GAUAGAUAAGAAACGAAGAUACAUAAAAUAUUGAAAAACCCAAAAAGUUGUGGCUGCAAAUUCCCCCUAGUUUUCUUGGAGCCCCACUAUCUUCCACCAAUCGCAUUCACUCCCCUGUUUUUCUCUCUUUCUCAAAACUAAAUGGUCUGCCUUUUGCCUUUUGCUACUGCGCUCCCUGCUUUGAUAAUACUACAUUAUUAACUUCAGGCGAAUCAAGAUUCAUUCAGAAUUUAAUUCUCGGGCACACGUUUGUAAGUGGGUGUUUGUCGGAUUCUGAUGUAAAGAAGAGAGCUAAAGGCCAGUUGCUCGUUAUCCAAGAAUUCUGCCAAUUUUAGCAAGCAGCAGAUUGAAUUAUGGUUCCUGGAUAACCAAGUUGGUAUCUUCCGUGUGUAUUUGUUGAUUGAAUUUGUGGAGAUGGGAAUGCCCGGAGGCGGAUGCAGCAUCGUAUGGUUCAGGAGAGAUCUCCGGGUGGAAGAUAAUCCGGCACUGGCGGCGGGCAUGAGAGCGGGGGCGGUGGUGGCUGUGUUUGUUUGGGCGCCGGAGGAGGAGGGCCACUACUACCCCGGAAGGGUGUCGAGAUGGUGGCUCAAGCAUAGUUUAUCACACCUUGAUAGCUCCUUGAGGAGUCUUGGCACUCCCCUCCUCACUAAGAGAUCUACCGAUAGUGUUUCUUCUCUUCUUGAAGUUAUCAAAUUGACUGGAGCUGCUCAGCUAUUUUUCAACCAUUUAUAUGAUCCUAUAUCACUUGUAAGGGAUCACCGGGUAAAGGAAGUGUUGAGUGGUGAAGGUGUGAGUGUCCGCUCCUUCAACGCAGACUUGCUUUACGAACCAUGGGAAGUUCUGGAUCAGGAAGGUCGACCAUUCACUACCUUUUCUGGAUUCUGGGACAGAUGCCUCAGCAUGCCAUAUGAUCCUGAAUCCCCUCUCCUCCCACCUAAAAGGAUUUUUCCUGGUGACGUGUCGAGAUGCAAUCCGGACACUUUAGUAUUUGAAGACGAGUCAGAGAAAGGAAGCAAUGCACUUCUGGCACGGGCAUGGUCCCCUGGCUGGAGCAAUGCUGAUAAAGCCCUCACAACAUUCUUAAAUGGACCACUCAUAGAGUACUCCAAGAAUCGUCGAAAGGCUGAUAGUGCUACAACCUCUUUUCUCUCCCCCCAUUUGCAUUUUGGGGAAGUCAGUGUUCGGAAGGUUUUCCAUCUUGUUCGCAUCAAGCAAGUUCUUUGGGCCAACGAAGGUAACAAAGCAGGUGAAGAGAGUGUUAAUUUGUUCCUCAAAAGUAUUGGGCUCAGGGAGUAUUCCAGAUACAUGAGUUUCAAUCAUCCGCACAGCCAUGAAAGGCCUUUACUUGGCCACCUCAAGUAUUUCCCUUGGGUUGUGGAUGAGGGCUACUUCAAGGCAUGGAGACAAGGUAGAACUGGAUAUCCUCUGGUGGAUGCUGGUAUGAGGGAGCUAUGGGCCACUGGAUGGCUACAUGAUCGGAUUCGCGUUGUAGUCUCGAGUUUCUUUGUCAAGGUUCUGCAGUUGCCUUGGAGAUGGGGAAUGAAGUACUUCUGGGAUACCCUGCUGGAUGCAGAUCUUGAGAGUGAUGCCCUUGGUUGGCAAUAUAUAUCUGGAACACUUCCAGAUGGUCGAGAGUUUGAUCGUCUUGAUAACCCACAGAUUGAGGGUUACAAGUUUGAUCCAGAAGGAGAAUAUGUUCGAAGAUGGCUCCCUGAGCUUGCUAGAUUGCCAACAGAAUGGAUACAUCAUCCAUGGAAUGCGCCAGAAAGCGUGCUCCAAGCUGCUGGAAUAGAACUUGGUUCGAACUACCCUCUUCCCAUAGUUGAAAUAGAUGCUGCAAAAGCCAGGUUGGAAGAAGCACUUACACAAAUGUGGCAGCUGGAAGGGGCUUCACAAACUGCAAUUGAGAAUGGAAUGGAAGAGGGACUCGGAGACUCGUCUGAAUCUAUUCCUAUUGCAUUCCCUCCAGACACACACAUGGAGAUGGACAACGAACCUAUCAGACACAAUCCUCCAAAUACAGUAAUGCGCCGCUAUGAGGAUCAAAUGGUACCAAGCAUGACCUCUUCUUUUAUCCGGGUUGAGGAUGAAGAGACGUCAGUUGAUCUUAGAAGUUCAGGCGAUGAGGUACCGUCUAAUGCAAAUGCAGCAGAGCAGCCAAGAAGAGAACCACCACAUGGCCAUGCUAUUAUUCAGACAGACAGAACGAAUGAUGCUUUCCCACAAUCUAAUUUUGCGAGAGGUCGUAGAAACUCUGAAGAUUCAACAGCAGAGUCAUCCAGUACCACUAGAAGAGAGAGAGACGGGGGUGUAGUCCCAGUUUGGUCUCCCUCGAAUUCUACAUACUCUGAUCAGUUUCGGGGUGAGGACAAUGGUAUCGCUACCAGUUCGUCUUACUUGCCUAGGCAUCCGCAGGCUCACCAGCUAUUCAACUGAAGGCGGCUACCUUUCUCAAACUGGAAGUAAGAGUGAAGGUGUUCCAUAAUGGGGAUGAUUACAGAUGUGUAAACGAACGAGAUUCUAGUUGCUGACAAGCCGCGUCAUAAUAAUUGUCUUGUUACUAAACAAUAGCUUAACCGCGAAUGGUUGUUAAAGGAUUUCUGCAAUGGAUGAGGCUGCAAGAGGUAAGAGGUUUGCCAUAGUUGGCUGUGCUAUUUUACUCACUCUGAUCAACAAUCUGCAGUUAUUCUAAUCUGUAUCUGUGGCCUUUUUUCUGGUUUUGUACAAAUAUGCCUCGGUUACAUGUAUAGUAUAUCUGAAUACGCUGUUCCACAAUAUCAACCUAUAUGAUAUUGAUUUGGUCAUAUAUAUUACUAUUAAUAUGAAGCUGAGAUAGACACUUAUGUAUAUACUCAGGAGAUGACUUUUUUGUAUUAAGCUGCCAUAUUUAUCUUCA
Messenger RNA from Salvia miltiorrhiza (redroot sage), 2896 nucleotides. Its product is annotated as cryptochrome-1. NCBI's taxonomy places the organism in Eukaryota, Viridiplantae, Streptophyta, Magnoliopsida, Lamiales, Lamiaceae. Gene Ontology annotation, biological process: blue light signaling pathway; circadian regulation of gene expression; entrainment of circadian clock by photoperiod. The transcript is spliced from 5 exons. Bases 415 to 2436 code for a protein of 673 amino acids. Gene Ontology annotation, molecular function: blue light photoreceptor activity; DNA binding; FAD binding. The record is from RefSeq and is a predicted model, not a curated record. Gene Ontology annotation, cellular component: cytoplasm; nucleus.